UAGGAAAGGAAAGACUAAUAAAUUCAACGCUCUCUUAGUAAGUCUUGUGAAGUCGUCUCUCUUUUUUUCUACCGCUAAUCGCUUUGGCUCCUUUUCUUUCGUAAUUUGUUAAAUCCAAAAUUGGCCAUUGCUCUUUCUCUGCUACUCCUGUUAUUCCCAAUGCCAGAAUAAUUCUGCUGGAAUUAUCAGGUUGAGUAUCUGAGGGAUGGGGACUUUUGAAAAAGAUGAGAUGCCGAUGUUAUCACCAUCAUUUCCGCAGUCUGAUGAAACUGAUGGCUUUCAAAAUCGACGUUUUACGUACAGGACAAGGAGUGCAUCUCUAUCAAUGCCAACGAGCUCUAUGGAUUCCUUUGAAAAUGAUAGUAGUUUUGUAGGCUAUACUGGUCCUUUGAGAAGUGAGAGGCGAACGUCAUUGGUUCAUAUGAGCGGGCCAUUAUAUAUUAGUCGCAAGCCUGAGAAUAGCUUUUGGCCCACUCCCGCUGCAGUAGUGCACAAACCAACUCUGCCUACAACAGAAAAAUAUCCUUCAAUUGGCAGUGCGGAACGAAAUGGUUGGCCUAAUAAUGACUACACUGGAAAAAAUGAACAUCUAUUGAAGUCUGGACAACUGGGUAUGUGCAGUGAUCCUUACUGCACAACAUGCCCAACCUAUUACCAUUUGAAACCACGGCAAAAAUAUUCAAAGUCUUCAGAUAUAAUAGAUCACAGGUUCCAUAAUAUGCUGUAUGGAGAUGCAAAAGGAUGGGCAAAGAGAACUUGUUCUUUCUUGCAUCCAUAUAUUCCUGGUGUCAUGAAUCCUCAUGCGAAGAUUGUCCAGAAGUGGAACAAAUUUUUUGUCAUCUCAUGCCUAUUUGCAGUAUUUAUAGAUCCCAUGUUCUUCUUUUUGCUUUAUGUCCAACAGGGGAACAAAUGUAUAGUGCUAAAUUGGCCCAUGACAACAACUAUUGUGAUUUUGAGGAGCAUCACUGAUAUCGUUUACUUAAUUCACAUCCUUCUUCAGUUCCGCUUAGCUUAUGUUGCUCCUGAAUCUAGGGUGGUAGGAGCAGGUGACCUGGUUGACAACCCUAAAAAGAUUGCUAUAAAUUAUCUUUCUGGAUACUUUGUCCUUGACUUCUUCGUCGUACUACCACUUCCUCAGAUCAUCAUAUUAUUGGUUUUGCCCAAGUCUAUUGGAUCAUCUGGGGCAAAUUACGCGAAGAAUCUAUUGAGGGCAGCUAUACUACUCCAGUACAUUCCUAGGUUGUACAGGUUUUUGCCUUUGCUAGCUGGCCAGUCUCCAAGUGGUUUUAUAUUUGAGUCGGCAUGGGCAAAUUUUGUUAUAAAUCUUCUCACUUUUGUUCUAUCGAGCCAUGUGGUGGGAUCAUGCUGGUAUCUUUUUGGUUUACAGAGGGUGAAUCAAUGCCUUCGAGAUGCUUGUCGUAGCUCAAACAUAGCAAGGUGUACGGAAUUCAUAGACUGUGGUCAUGGCACCGAUUACAGAAAGUUUCGGUCGGAUACAACAUGGGGCCAGUGGAAGAACAAUUCUGAUGCAGCUGCUUGUUUUACUAAUGGUGGUUUUGACUAUGGAAUCUAUGAACAAGCUGUUAAUCUAACAGCCGAAGGGAGUGUUGUCACAAGAUAUGUGUACUCAUUGUUUUGGGGCUUCCAGGUAUCUUAUCCCAGCAUUCAUGAUUGUGAGUGUACGAUUUGUAUUAAAAAAUGAAAUUUGUAUCACAUGCUCUAGUGGAUGUUGUUAAGUAGUUAGUCAUGUAUAGUGUCCCAUAUCGGGAAGUAGAUACCUAUUAUUAUGUAAUUACCCUAUAUAAAUAGGGCGUUGUACAACACUUUAGAUAAUCAAUUAUAUUUUUUCCCGUGCUUUCUCACAUGGUAUCAGAGCAAUUGUGAGAUAUUUAUCGCUGUGCAUAAAUUCCAGCGACUCCGGGAAGGAAAAAAAACAGCCUUUUUUCUGGCAAAUCAGGACCGUCCGCAGAAAAAAGUUCAUAUCCGUCGGUGUUGUGCAAAAACCAACACCACCACGAGGUAGAUCAGCUUCCGGCGACCAACACGUAAACAUUUCUCAGACAGACCUCCUCCCACGCGCCCUCACGCGCCGCCGGAAGAAUAUUUUCCAACGAGACUCCGACUUCAGGCGCCGGCGCGUGAGGCUUCUUCCGGCCAUUUUUUGGCCGAGCUUCUUCAGGACAGCCUGUUCGCACAGCAAUUUCGAGUCCACCAGUACUGUUUCCGACAGAUUCCGACAACUUUGAAAUUUUCCGGCUAGCUACGGUGUUUUCUGGUGAACAGUAACAGCGAAACAGUGAAAGUGAACAGUAGUUUCUCUUACAUUUUGGGAGUUAGCUAGGCCUCAUGGAGGUUGUUAGAAUUUUGGUAGUAACAAAAUUGGAACCGACACUUUGAAAGGUUGGAUGGUUUCUUUAGCGCAUUAUAUUGAGUUCCUUCAGUACAAAGCAUGUAAGCAGACAUCUUCUGAGAUAGUUUCUGUUGUUCAAACUGGUAAUAGCGUGACUUGUGUCUCCCAAUCUUCAUCCUCCGAGUCGUGGGUCAUUGAUUCAGGUGCAUCUGAUCAUAUUUCUUUCUUAAACCAUGGCAACUGCAAUAGAUCAAGCAAGUCCACUUCCUUCCUUACCUUUAGAUUCAGUUCUUUAUGUUCCCAGUAGUCCUUUUAAUAUCAUAGCCGUUCGUCGCUUAGCCAAAUCACUUAAAUACGCUGUUUUAUUUCUUGAUGACCUUGUUUUUAUACAGGAACACAGUACGGGGC
Nicotiana tabacum (common tobacco) is the source of this 2758-nucleotide messenger RNA. NCBI's taxonomy places the organism in Eukaryota, Viridiplantae, Streptophyta, Magnoliopsida, Solanales, Solanaceae. The record is from RefSeq and is a predicted model, not a curated record.